Ostreobium quekettii is the source of this 846-nucleotide messenger RNA. NCBI's taxonomy places the organism in Eukaryota, Viridiplantae, Chlorophyta, Ulvophyceae, Bryopsidales, Ostreobiaceae. The record is from the annotation of a GenBank genome assembly.
AUGCCGCAGCCCUUCUUCUCCCUCUUCCUGGCACUCGUGCUGUCCGCCUCUGGCUUCCCCCUCCCGGCGGCUGCCCAUCAUCUCGGCAUCACCUCCCACGGCGCACCGGGAGGCCGAACGCCGCUCUCCACGCCCUCAAGCCUGCUCCCAGACCGGCUGAAAGAGCUGGGGGUGCCAGAAGGGGCCGAUAUCCUCUUUCAGCUGGAAUCCGACUGUCCUGAGGACAUCCCGGUGACCAUCCAAGGGCGGCGGGCGGCGGUCUGCAGGGUGUACGACCACGUGCGGGGGUGCCUGGGCACGGCGCCCGGCCGCCCGCUGCACCGGUUCGCCAACUGCUCCAGGGCCAACGGCGGCUGCGAGGUGCAGGCCUUCGGCAACGAGGCCACCGUGUGCAUCGCCCAGGCCGUGGGCCUGGACCUGUCGGACGCCGCGGUGAAGGACAGGUGCAACUCUCUCCUCACUGACCAGGGAUUGACCCAGGAAUUCCAGCCCGAGUUUGAGCAACCCAUUGCUGAGGGCGCCCUUUCUGUUUGUUACCUUGGGCAGCCAGAGGGUGGCAACACGACCAUCCAGUUCGUCUGUGUUGAGGGCAAACCAGAACUCCGCUUCAGGUUUAAUUUUGGCUUCCCGGAGGAGGCGGACGAUAAAGCCUACAGCUGCAUCCUGAAUCGCGAGUGUCUGGGAAAUGGAGAAUAUACUGAAGUUUCAUUGUGCUACAGAGAUGUGGAAGGCGCAUCAAGGCCGCCUGCAUUUUUUUUGAGCGAGGGCCGACACGCGUUCCCGAGGUUCAUGGCGGCGGCGUGGCUCGCGUGGGCUGUGGGAUGGCUAGUGUGGCUGAAUUCAUAG